GGUUUGGGACGUUCAGUAUAAAAUCCCAGUACUCAGAGCUUCUCCUUGUGCUCUACUGCUAUGGCUACCUCAAAGCUUUUCUCGUUUUUGUUUCUCCAGUUGAUCAUGUUUGUUCUUGUUGUCCUUCAUCCGGCAAAUGGGCAGGGGCUGAAAGUAGGGUUUUAUGCAAAUACAUGUCCAGAAGCCGAGGCCAUAGUUAAGAAGGUUAUAGUUCAAACGAUGUCAAAAGCGCCCACACUAGCUGCCCCUUUGUUGAGGAUGCAUUUUCAUGAUUGUUUCGUUAGGGGUUGUGAGGGCUCAGUGCUGUUGAAUUCUUCAACUAAUCAAGCUGAAAAAAAUGCAGUUCCAAAUCAAACCCUUCGGGGAUUUCAAAUUAUCGAUAAAAUAAAGUCUGCACUAGAAAAGGCAUGUCCUGAUGUGGUUUCAUGCGCCGACAUCUUAGCUAUAGUAGCUAGGGACGUGGUUGCUACGCCAAAGGGACCAUUCUGGGAAGUCGAAACAGGGCGAAGAGAUGGAAGGGUUUCAAACAUAACAGAGGCCUUACAAAAUCUAAUUCCACCAACUGCUAACAUUAGCACAUUGAAAAGUGAUUUUCAACGAAAGGGUCUAAGCGUAAAGGACCUGGUAGUCCUAUCAGGUGGACACACAAUUGGUAUUGGUCACUGCGGCGGUUUCAGUAAUCGUCUUUACAACUUCACGGGAAAGGGUGAUACAGACCCCACAUUGGAUCCAAACUAUAUUACAAAAUUGAAGAUGAAAUGCAAGGCGGGUGAUCAAACAACAUUCGUAGAAAUGGAUCCAGGAAGCUUCAAGACAUUCGAUGAUGGCUACUACACUCUUGUGGCAAAGAGAAGGGGUCUGUUCCAAUCAGAUGCAGCUCUCCUUGACGAUGCCGAGACAAAAGCAUACGUGAAACUCCAAGCCACUACUCGAGGAUCUACUUUCUUUUCUGACUUUGGGGUAUCAAUGGUGAACAUGGGUCGGAUUGGAGUUCUCACCGGCAAGGAUGGUGAAAUCAGGAAACAAUGCAGCAGGGUUAACUAAUUAAGGACCGGGAAACCUGCGAGCAGAACGUACGGCAAGAAGAUUCCCACUUCGUCAUGGUUGUUCCUUUGACUAAACUUGUUUUAGUCACUGUUUGCUCAGACUCCAUUUAUUCUGAAUAAAUGUCUGAUUAAUUA
Molecule: messenger RNA, 1181 nt
Organism: Alnus glutinosa
Lineage: Eukaryota; Viridiplantae; Streptophyta; Magnoliopsida; Fagales; Betulaceae
Product: peroxidase 27-like
Exons: 4
Coding region: 61-1044 (327 amino acids)
Biological process (GO): response to oxidative stress; hydrogen peroxide catabolic process
Cellular component (GO): plasmodesma; plant-type cell wall
Molecular function (GO): heme binding; peroxidase activity
Source: RefSeq, a predicted model, not a curated record